GAAGGGGUUGCAGAUAAGGGGUGGAGGGCUGGAGGGUUAGGGGAUAGGGAUUAGGCAUUUGGGAAGUAUGAGGAUAAUUCAGGGUCUUUUAUGGUAGUGAACAAGUCUUCUGAAGUUUUGGCAAACAUGAUCUUCCGGGAAAGCAGAGGUGGAAAAUCACAGUCCAGCUUGGAUGGCAUGACAACUCCCAUGUGAUCUCCUGCAAACACAUUCUCCAGGGUAUUGAAUGAAGUUCUGUAUAAAGAUGACGUCUGUUUACGAAGAUGACCAGAGCGCCUUCCCUCUGUGUAAAAUUCAUCGAGUAUGCCAACCUAUCCCUAUGUUUUGUUACUUUGACAAUAUGUUCAAUCAGAAAUCAUGGGAGAGAGCCUACAAGGACCACAGGAAAAAGAACCGGAAACUGAGGGGAUACCCAUCGAUCCCGGAAUGGCUGAACAACUCGCGGCACAUGCUUAUGAUGGAACACUACUGUGCUGCAAGAAAUGAUGAACAGGUUGAUUCUGCCAAAGCAAUAGUGGAUUGCCAUCCUCCUUCACUCUACAGUCAUCUUCAACUCAAUCUAAAGAAGUUCAAGAAGGAGACUGAAAGACUUCGAGGCAUUGAGAAGGAGAAUCGCAUGCUGAUGGAGAGGAUAGCUUACAUCAUGAAGGCCCAAGAUACCUUCGACAUGCUAAAUGAAUACAAACAAAAAUGGGCAAAACGAGAAAGAGAACUUCGGAGAAUGAACAGAGAAAACCUAACCAUGCAAGAGAAAUUUGUAAACUGUGUGCCUUGGUACCAUUUCCGAAGAUGGUGUGAUGAUUUGGAAAUGGACGAAAAACUCAAGAAUUCUAUAACUGAAAUUACACAACCAUGUUGUUGCUCUCAGGAUAUAGUGGUUGAAACAAGAAUAAGGAAGGUAACACCAAGGAAAAGAACACUAAGGUCCAGGCAAAAGAAAUAUACAGACAUGGAUAUGAGAGUGUCAAGUGAAAAACUAUUAAAAAAUAUCAAGUGUAAAAAAGAUGACAUGGAAGUGUAUAGUGCAGAAUAUAGAACAGAACCUUCCACACCAGUAAAGGAGGAGGAAGAAUGGUUUAGUAAGACAGAGGAGACAGAAGAGUUAAAUUGUCAAGUAGAGCCAGAGAAAGAGAUAAUAAGUAACCCAGAAGAAGAGAAAGACACAAGUAAGCAAAUAGAGAACACAAGUAAGCUAGUAGAGAAAGAAAGCAGUGUGAUUUCAAAGAAACGCGAAGUCACCCCAGAAGAUUUGGAAUUGAUGGAGUUUAAGCUGAAGGAAACCGUUAAGUCAAGAAUGCUAAGACUGGAACAAGAGUUGGAAAGGGAUUACCAAAUGCUGACAGAAGUGAAAGAAAUGAUCAAAAUGAAAGAACAGGAAGAAAGAAGAGCAAGAGAGCUCUCACAAGGGGGAAAAGAUCCUGUAGAGCCUAAUGAGAAAAAGGAAACAGAAGUAGAAAAGAUCAUUUCUCAAGAAGCAAAAAUAUCAGUUUCGCGGAAAUCAAAGGAUUUGUUGGAGAGUACGAAAAAAUCAGAGAAAGAAUUGAACGAUUCACAAGAAUUAGAGAAAGAAUUGAAGAGUUCCCAAGAAUCAGAGAAAGAAUUGAAGAGUUCCCAAGAAUCAGAGAAAGAUUUGAAGAGUGCAAAAGAAUCAGAGAAAGAAUUGAAGAGUUCCCAAGAAUCAGAGAAAGAUUUGAAGAGUGCAAAAGAAUCAGAGAAAGAAUUGAAGAGUGCAAAAGAAUCAGAGAAAGAAUUAAAAAGUUCCCAAGAAUCAGAGAAAGAAUUGAAGAGCGCAAAAGAAUCAGAGAAAGAAUUGAAGAGCGCAAAAGAAUCGGAGAAAGAAUUAAAGAGCGCGAAAGAAUCGGAGAAAGAAUUGAAGAGCGCGAAAGAAUCGGAGAAAGAAUUAAAGAGCGCGAAAGAAUCGGAGAAAGAAUUGAAGAGCGCGAAAGAAUCGGAGAAAGAAUUGAAGAGCGCGAAAGAAUCGGAGAAAGAAUUGAAGAGUGCGAAAGAAUCGGAGAAAGAAUUGAGUCCACAAGAACAAGAGGAACAAUUGCAGGAUUCACAAGAACCAGAGCAAAAAGAACAGGAUAAACCAUCUGAAGAAGAUACAGUACCCAAGACACCAACAGAAGAGAAUGUUCCAGCGGAUUCACCAUUAGAAGGAAAUGAGUUCAAUGUUCAGGAAGCCUUAGAAGAGGAUCAGUACCGUUCAGAUGAUGAAUAGACAGUCAUGUCCACCACUUUAUGUGAUAUAGAAAGCCGAGAGAAGACAGAAAAUAUCAGCAGUGUACAGUGUUCACUGUUAUCAAGCUACAAGCAGCUGUUAAAUAAGGAGUGGAGAUGUGGGGUAUAAAUACUGUGACUUUGAAAGAUGAAAUUAACCUAGUGAGGCAGCAAAUGUAUUUUUGCUGUUUGCUGGGUUGGUACUCAGCCCCAAAGAUGAAACAAAUUGUUCAGGAUAAUUUGAACGGAGAUCAGUUUUUUGUUUCUGAACUCUUGCUAGUUACUCUGUUGAGGAUUUGCUUACAUGACUGGGUGUACUUAUUUCCAAGAAAGACAACACAAAAUGAACUAAUUCCUUCAAAAACAACAACAACAACAACAAAAAGAAGAAAACACACUUUCCUAGAAAGCACUCCAGUUGGAUCCUUAACCAGUGUCUAAAUAAAUUAAAUUAAAACUACAUAAUAUAAUGGAA
Monodelphis domestica (gray short-tailed opossum) is the source of this 2695-nucleotide messenger RNA. RefSeq lists its product as uncharacterized. NCBI's taxonomy places the organism in Eukaryota, Metazoa, Chordata, Mammalia, Didelphimorphia, Didelphidae. The record is from RefSeq and is a predicted model, not a curated record.